Lutra lutra (Eurasian river otter) is the source of this 1702-nucleotide messenger RNA. RefSeq names its product bactericidal permeability increasing protein (gene BPI). The transcript is spliced from 15 exons. The coding region runs from base 71 to 1522 and encodes 483 amino acids. The record is from RefSeq and is a predicted model, not a curated record. Gene Ontology annotation, molecular function: lipopolysaccharide binding. Gene Ontology annotation, biological process: defense response to Gram-negative bacterium; negative regulation of macrophage activation; negative regulation of interleukin-8 production. NCBI's taxonomy places the organism in Eukaryota, Metazoa, Chordata, Mammalia, Carnivora, Mustelidae.
CCAGCUCCUUUAUAGAUCCCUGGCUCCCCUCCAAGGCCUCCAGGCUUUGGCAGCUGCAGAGGACGAAGACAUGGCCAGAGAGCCUGACAGCGCGCUGAGGUGGGCAGGCUUGCUGGUGCUGACCACCCUGAGCACAGCUGUGAUCGCGACCACCAACCCUGGCGUCGUGGCCAGGAUCACCCAGAAAGGCCUGGACUACGCCUGCCAGCAAGGGGUGGCCGUGCUGCAGAAGGAGCUGGAGAAGAUCAAGAUACCCGAGUUUUCAGGAAGCUUCAAGGUCAAGCAUCUUGGGAAAGGGCAUUAUAGAUUCUACAGCAUGGUUAUUCGUGGAUUCCAGCUUCCCAGUUCCCACAUAAGACUCGUGCCUGAUAAGGGCCUUGAUCUCUCCAUCAGUAAUGCCAAUAUCAAGAUCAGUGGAAAAUGGAAGGCACGAAAGAAAUUCAUCAAAACCAGUGGCAACUUUGACCUGAGUGUGGAGGGCAUCUCCAUUUCGGCUGGUCUGCAGCUGGGCUUUGACCCCUCCUCGGGCCUCCCCACUGCCACCUGUUCCAGCUGCAGCAACCAGAUCAACGCUGUCCAUGUGCACAUCUCAGGCGGCAAGCUGGGGUGGCUGAUCCAACUCUUCCACAAAAAAAUUGAAUCUUCCAUCCGAAAAACCAUGGAGAGCAAGAUCUGCCAGGUGGUGACCAGUUCUGUGUCCUCCAAGCUGCAGUCUUAUUUAAAGACCCUGCGAGUGACAACCAAAAUAGAUAAGGUCGCUGGGAUCAAUUACUCACUGGUGGCCCCUCCGACAGCCACAGCUGACAGUCUGGAUGGGCAGCUGAAGGGGGAGUUUUUCAGUGUGGCCCACCCCAGCCCCCCUCCCUUCGCCCCGCCGGUGCUGGCCUUUCCAGCUGACCACAACCGCAUGGUGUACCUGGGGCUCUCCGACUACUUCUUCAACACAGCGGGGUUCGUGUACCAACAGGCAGGGGCCCUACACCUGACCAUCACGGACAACAUGAUACCAAAGGGAUCCAAAUUCCGACUGACAACCACAUUUUUUGGAGUCCUCAUACCCCAGGUGGCAAAGAUGUUCCCCAACAUGACCAUGCAGCUCAACAUUGGGGCCCCGUCCCCACCGCACCUCACCGUGCUCCCUACUGGCCUUGUCUUCACCCCUGUCCUGGAGACCCAGGCUUUUGCUGUGCUCCCGAACUCCUCCUUGGCUCCCCUCUUUGUGCUUCAACUGAGCACGAACUUUUCCGUGGAGGUCGGCACCACGCCCGACAGGCUUAUCGGGAAGCUCAGGCUGAACAGGCUGCUCCUAGAACUGAAGCACUCAGACGUCGGCCCCUUCUCGGUCACAGAGCUGCAGGCUGUCAUGAAUUAUCUUCUGCCCACGAUUGUGAUUCCCAAGGUUAACGAGCGGCUGCGGGAAGGCUUCCCUCUCCCGCUGCCCGCCAACGUCCAGCUCUUCAAUCUGGUGCUUCAAACCCACCAGAAUUUCCUGCUGUUUGGUGCAGAUGUUCACUACGGGUGAAGUUCUCCUGGGGCCGGAAGCCGUCAGCCCUGCCAGGAGGGACAGGCUGGUUGGCAUCUACUCCGGACGUGCCUGUGAGGGUACAGGCUGCCUUUCCCCAGCCCUUGAACCACAGUCCCUUGCAAAUUUCUCUGAACUCAGAUUCAGAAAUGAUCUAAAUACAGAAACUUUGUUCCUUGA